Prunus armeniaca (apricot) is the source of this 339-nucleotide messenger RNA. NCBI's taxonomy places the organism in Eukaryota, Viridiplantae, Streptophyta, Magnoliopsida, Rosales, Rosaceae. The record is from the annotation of a GenBank genome assembly.
AUGGAUUUCGUUUUCAAACUUCCACGCACUUCGAGAAGACAAGAUGGAAUUUGGGUGAUAGUCGACCGACUCACCAAAUUCUCUCAUUUCCUACUUAUCAAAGAAACUUACUCUUUGGUGAAGCUUGCUAAACACUUCGUGGAUGAAAUUCUGGGGUAUGGAGCACCUGUGUCCAUCGUGUCGGACAGGGAUGCUAGAUUCACAUCUCAAUUUUGGAAGUGUUUACAAGAAGUUAUGGGUACUAAGUUACGAUUUAGUACUGCUUUUCAUCCUAAAUAUGGACAGUUGGAAAGAACAAUUCAGACGUUGGAAGACUUGUUGAGAUCUUGUGUGUUAUAG